AUGGCAGAUGUUGAUGCUGCAUGGGCUAACGAUACGAUUGUCAACCGGGCAAUUUUUGUGGUGGGCGAGGGUCAUGGGAAACACCGGUACAAUGUGCCCUUCAAUUUCAGUGACUUGGAUAUUGCAAAUUGGCAAGAUGAUAUUUUCCUAACGCAAUUUGAAAAUGAAUUUUAUAUGAACACAUUCCUCAGCUGUUGUUCAGACGCCCAAAAGUGUUGCGAAAAACAAUUACAAGAACCGGUCGACCCGUCCGGCACAGGCAGGCGAUGCCCGGCUAAAUGGGACGGUUGGAUGUGCUGGGACUCGGCAUUGCCCGGUCGCGUUGAAUUUCAAAAAUGCCCUGGCAUGUCCCAUAACAUAUUGGGCUAUCACCCCACCGAAUGCGCUAAUGAAUAUGCUAGCAAACAUUGUCUGGAUAAUGGCACCUGGGCAACCAAAUGGCUGCUAUACGAUGACCAGCACCCGGAGGACGGGUAUUACAUGGACGAGGAUACCCACUAUGACUACUGUACGCACCCAAUGGCAUCGGAUAGACUGAGACAGGCACACACGUCGCUAGGAAUUUACAUAUUUUCCCUGGUGCUAUGCGUAAUAGGAAUGUUGGCGGCAUACCUGCACCGGCGAAUAGUAUUAAGCUUUGCCGAGGAAAGACAUUUCCUAUAUUACUACCUAUUCGGAUGGGGAGCACCGGUACUCGUAAUGAUACCAUAUAUUAUCGUACACUCGCUCGAAGAAUAUGAUAUUAAUUGCUGGACUACGCCAAUGUUUUAUCCAGAACUGAUCUAUGACAUUUUGCCUGUUACUUGUGUUGUGCUAAACGCCCUGCUACUAUUUAACGUUGUGAGGGUGUUAAUGACAAAACUUCGUUCAUCGCCCGACCAUUUCCGUGCUGGUCUACGGGCAUCCCUGAUCCUAUUGCCAGUGUUUGGCAUCCAGUACACUUUCUACAUCGCCAAUAUCGACCCAUUUGAGUCGUGCUCUACCGGCGUGUUUGUCGCCAAAUACAUACAGAUAGUGAUCGAAGCACUUCAGGGGGCGAUCGUCACCACUAUAUUCUGCUUUCUUAAUGGAGAGGUUCAUACGCAUGUCAAGCGUACAAUACAUAAGAUUAUACCCAGGAGCAGUAUCAUGCUCACUGAACAACAAGAAUUGGACAAGACCACUGAAUAAACUAGCCACGCCCUUUUAUUAUAAAAUAUCUAUAAUAAU
Messenger RNA from Oppiella nova, 1209 nucleotides. Lineage: Eukaryota; Metazoa; Arthropoda; Arachnida; Sarcoptiformes; Oppiidae. The record is from the annotation of a GenBank genome assembly.